Messenger RNA from Chrysemys picta bellii (western painted turtle), 1555 nucleotides. It is a transcript of the gene CHORDC1, whose product is annotated as cysteine and histidine rich domain containing 1. Gene Ontology annotation, molecular function: zinc ion binding. Lineage: Eukaryota; Metazoa; Chordata; Testudines; Emydidae. Gene Ontology annotation, biological process: centrosome duplication. The record is from RefSeq and is a predicted model, not a curated record.
UUUCCGAAGGCUCCGCUCGGCUUUUUCCGGAGAGACUCGAGAGUGAGGCGGAGGCCUCGUCUCUGCCCCGCCGCUUCCUGUCUCCCGGCUCGUUGCUGUUGCCGGCUCCGGUAACCGGCGCUUCAGCUCUGCCCGCCAUGUCCCAGCUCUGCUACAACCGGGGCUGCGGCCAGCGCUUCGACCCCAGCACCAACACGGAGGAUUCAUGCACAUAUCAUCCAGGUGUUCCAGUCUUUCAUGAUGCUCUAAAGGGCUGGUCAUGUUGUAAGAGAAGAACAACAGACUUCUCUGACUUCUUAAGCAUUGUGGGCUGUACAAAGGGUCUCCAUAAUAGUGAGAAACCCCCUGAGCCUGUGAAACCUGAAGUCAAAACUACCUCUGAGCGAAAGGAGCUAGCUGAACUGAAACCUAAAUUUCAGGAGCAUAUAAUUCGGGCACCAAAGCCAGUGGAAACCAUUAAUAGGCCAAGCCCAGAUGAGCCAAUGACAAGUUUACAGCUGAAAGUAUCAGCUUCCCUGAAACAAGCACUAGAUAAACUGAAACUAUCAUCAGAGAAUGAAGAAGAAAAAAAAGAAGAGGACAGUGAUGAGAUCAAAAUUGGGACGUCAUGUAAAAAUGGAGGCUGUUUGAAGACAUUUGAAGGUCCACAGAGCACAGAAGAAAUAUGUAUAUACCAUUCUGGAGUACCUAUAUUCCACGAAGGGAUGAAGUACUGGAGCUGUUGUAGGAGAAAAACUUCUGAUUUUAAUACAUUUUUGUCUCAAGAAGGCUGUACAACGGGAACACACGUGUGGACUAAAAAGGAUGCUGGGAAAAAAGUAGUUCCAUGUAGGCAUGAUUGGCAUCAAACUGGAGGUGAAGUGACUAUUUCAAUAUAUGCGAAAAAUUCACUUCCUGAACUUAGCCAUGUAGAAGCAAAUAGCACAAUGCUAAAUAUCCAUAUUAUAUUUGAAGGAGAUAAAGAAUUUGAUCACAGUGUGAAAUUGUGGGGAGUAAUUGAUGUGAAGAGGAGUUAUGUAAACAUGACAGCUACGAAGAUUGAGCUCACUAUGAGGAAAGCAGAGCCCAUGUUAUGGGCAAGCCUUGAACUACCAAUACCUAAAACGCAGCAAAAACAAAAUGAAGAUAUUACAGAUCAAGAAUGAAUCCUAAAGAUAUACAGACUGUUUCCUGAUUGUGAAAGUGGUGACUUGCUACUGUAAUGCAUUUCCUUUUAAGACUAUUUUAUAUACGAUCGCUUUUUACAAUACAUCUUGCAUUCCGGAUCAGGCCAAGCACUCCGUUAUGUAAAAACCUAGUGCUUGCCCUGAUCUGGAAUGCAAGAUGUAUUGUAAAUUUAUUGGAGCUCAGUCCACACUGUGCAUUAACAUUUCAAGCAUCGUAUUUGGACUGGAGCUACCAGAGUAAUCGAUGUUAGACUACAUACGGUUUGCUAUAUAUCUUCUUGUAAUAAGGAUACAAGAUACGAGUCUAUGGAAUGAUUAGCAUGAUUCCCAUGGUCUAGAAUAAAAAAAUUUGUUAUUCAAACAUCAGUAAUAAAUCCAGAAAGAAAGUA